CGAAAUAGGCGGAAAAUUAUUUGCCUUUCAGUUUUUUUAAUAGGAUAAUAUUUGUAAUUCAUAAUUGUUAAUUUCCUUAAUUUUAAAUUCAAAUAUAAAUAAUAAACAUAAUUGUGCACAGUAUUUAACUUCCAUCAGUUUUUGCUUAGGUUGAUACGGUCACAUUACAUAAAAAAAAGCGGGAGCAAUUUCAAACAACCAUUUAAUGCCGUGUGUAAUAUAAACUCUAAAAAAUAGGCAUGCCACGAAAAAGUGGAGCCAAGCACCACAAAUCUGACAAACCGUCAUUGGGCGACACAGACGCGGAGAGUAAAGAUAACACGGCUUUUAAAUCGCCAGAAACCGAUGAUGACACCGACUACUGUUUAGAGUUUACUACGAACCGUUUGACGCUUCAAGAAGCCAAUAAUCGCCGUUGCUCAACAUUGCGCCAGAACAGCGCCUUGCAGAGAGCACGGCAAGCAGAUACCACAACCUCAAAUUCCGACAAGGAUUAUGAAAAUCACCCACCUUCGCCUACACGACGGAUGGCGAGUCAGGCCACAACCCAGUCCACAAGCAAGAAGACCAGGUCACAAGCAGCAGUUGUGGCCCAAAAUCAGGCCAGGCGACGCAAGAAUCUCAAUCCUGUAAGCACAUCCAAAAGGAUGGAUAAGGAGAUCCGUCGAUUUCAAAACUAUCCAGGCAUGAUGCUCAUAACUAAGCUGCCCUUCUCCCGAUUGGUGCGCUACCUUAUCUUAAAAUACAGUAAUGAGCCGCAGAUAAGGGUUACUGAAGGAGCCUUUAUGGCCAUGCAGACUUCCUGCGAAUUGUACUUCACGCAGCGGCUUGCUGACUCUUAAAUGCUUACCAAACACCGUGGUCGCGUGACACUGGAGGUACGUGACAUGGCAUUGAUGGCCUACAUCUGCGAUCGAGAACAUCCCUAACCCUAAUAGCUCUUAGUUUAGUUAAUCGAAAAAAUAUGGCUGUUUUAUGUUGCGUAGUUACGUUACUCUUAAUGUGUCGAAUAUAUAUGUAAAUUAAAGAAACUGGUACAGUAUUUAUUGUUGUAAAAUGUUUUAAUUUAAUUCAUCUAUAAUUCACAAUGAAAUUGUAACUUAACUAUACUUUCUCCCCAGUGAGCCGCUGGUUUAAAAAUGGUUUAAUACAACUUUAAUAUAAUUAAUUUUCUCUUUUGGCAAUUAAAAAUCAGUUAUUUAUUUUUA
Messenger RNA from Drosophila eugracilis, 1208 nucleotides. Its product is annotated as histone H3-like centromeric protein cid. Gene Ontology annotation, molecular function: structural constituent of chromatin; protein heterodimerization activity; DNA binding. The record is from RefSeq and is a predicted model, not a curated record. Gene Ontology annotation, cellular component: nucleosome. NCBI's taxonomy places the organism in Eukaryota, Metazoa, Arthropoda, Insecta, Diptera, Drosophilidae.